This is a messenger RNA of Botrytis deweyae, 1608 nucleotides long. RefSeq lists its product as uncharacterized. The coding region runs from base 1 to 1608 and encodes 535 amino acids. Lineage: Eukaryota; Fungi; Ascomycota; Leotiomycetes; Helotiales; Sclerotiniaceae. The record is from RefSeq and is a predicted model, not a curated record. The transcript has a single exon.
AUGCCUUGCAAACACGAAUAUUUUAAGGAGAGCGAAGUGAAGGAUUUGUUCAAGGGCAAGAAUAAUCAGAUAUUAAUUGCAAACCAUCACAAGACAUCACACUUGGCAAGAGUCCUAGUCAAAAAUGCAUCUCGUGAGAGUUCUGAACUGACAAAGUUACAACUUGAGGCUCGAUCUAUGAGGUUCGAUGAUAACAGAGGAUUAUAUAGUAUCAAGGUCUUCGCCGAAAAACUCGAAAGACAAAAAUCAAAAAAAUCCGAGUUUUAUUUGGAUCUUGUCAGAAAAUUUACAACCCAUUAUAUCGAUAUCUAUGAUAAGUUGUUCUUUUUCGGAAGCUUAUUUGCUACUGGACGAGUUACCUAUCGCGUGGCAUGGAUGGAAGAAAACGAAGUUGAGAAUUCCUUGGCUACGACCACUCCUCAUUUCGAUCAAGACGCUUCGGAUCAUAAGGUAACAGACUCCGUUAUCGACUUGUUUGUUGAAGCAGACCCUAAGUACACCACACAAGAACAAGUCAGGGAAUGGUUAGGGACACUCGCCCACGAGAUGUUACACGCUUUUAUGUUCACUUUCGGCUGUCUAAAUUGUCACAUGCCACCGGAGCAACUUACUGUCGCUGGCCAUGGACAUGCGUGGCAAGACGCAGCGUAUGAAAUCGAGGUUGCUUGUGAACGACUUCUAACCAAUAGCGUCGAUGUGGGUCGAUGGGUUUCGUUAUACUGUGAUGUACUCGAUGGCAAGAUGCCUAUGCCCAAAGAAAGCCUGUUAAAGAAAUGGGAUAUGAUAGGACCGAUUCCUGAUAUGCAGACGCCAGUGGUUCCGAAAAUAGCGGGAAAGACAAAUGAUGUUGAGAGGAAAAGUUCUAAACCGUCUUCUGCGGAAAAACAGCUACCUCAUCGUCCAACAGAGAAAACGGGUGGUGGUAACGAUAAACGUGAAGGUGCUGGCAAGAGUGGUGAACGUGCACCUCCUCCUCGCAAAGAGGAAAAACGCGAUCCUCUUCGCAAAGAUGGUAGAGAGGAAAAACGUGUACCUCCUAAGAGUGGUGAACAUGGGAGGGAGCGUGAGAAACCUGAGCCCUCUAAGAGUGGUGAACGUGCACCUCCUCGCAAAGAGGAAAAACGUGAUCCUCGCAAAGAUGGUAGAGAGGAAAAACGUGCACCCUCCAAGAGUGGUGUACCUCCUAAGAGUGGUGAAUAUGGGAAGGAGCGUGAGAAACCUGAGCCCUCUAAGAGUGGCGAACGUGCACCUCCUCGCAAAGAGGAAAAACGUGAUCCUCGCAAAGAUGGUAGAGAGGAUCCUCGCAAAGAUGGUAGAGAGGAAAAACGUGCACCUCCUAAGAGUGGUGAACAUGCACCUCGCAGAGAGGAGAAACGCGAUCCUCCUCGCAAAGAUGGUAGAGAGGAAAAACGUGCACCCUCCAAGAGUGGUGAACGUGCAGCUCCUCAAAAAGAUGAUAAAGGUGAAAGACGUGAUCAUACUCGCUCGCGACCGAACGAGGAAAAAGGGAGUUCAAGAAACACAUCUAAGCAGGAUCUGACUCCGGGUGCCGAAAAGAAAUCCAGUCGCAAACCCGAUACGCCUAAAAGAAGGACACCUCUUGAAUGA